AUGCCGCGUCGUAAACCGGCAGUGUCGGCGCCCGUGCGUAAGCCGCACCGCUUCCGCCCGGGGCAAGCGGCACUUCGCGAGAUUCGCAAGUACCAGAGUAGCACCGAGCUGCUGAUACGGAAGAUGCCGUUUGCGAGGCAAGGAGAGGAGAAUCGGAGAACUGAGAGACUGGGACGACUGGACACAAGCAAGAAGACAGUCGGGUAUGUUCGUUAG
Messenger RNA from Emiliania huxleyi CCMP1516, 216 nucleotides. RefSeq lists its product as hypothetical. Gene Ontology annotation, molecular function: DNA binding; structural constituent of chromatin; protein heterodimerization activity. The coding region runs from base 1 to 216 and encodes 71 amino acids. The record is from RefSeq and is a predicted model, not a curated record. NCBI's taxonomy places the organism in Eukaryota, Haptophyta, Isochrysidales, Noelaerhabdaceae. The transcript has a single exon. Gene Ontology annotation, cellular component: nucleosome.